Ceratitis capitata (Mediterranean fruit fly) is the source of this 787-nucleotide messenger RNA. Its product is annotated as succinate dehydrogenase assembly factor 4, mitochondrial. The coding region runs from base 226 to 576 and encodes 116 amino acids. Gene Ontology annotation, cellular component: mitochondrion. Gene Ontology annotation, biological process: mitochondrial respiratory chain complex II assembly. The transcript has a single exon. The record is from RefSeq and is a predicted model, not a curated record. Lineage: Eukaryota; Metazoa; Arthropoda; Insecta; Diptera; Tephritidae.
UUGGGAGCAACAUUCGUUCAACAAUCAGCAACAAGUCAAAGCUUGAAAGCAAAAACCGAAGCAACUUAAAAAAAAAAAAAUCAUUUAAUAUUAUCACAAGCAUAAAGUGAAAAUUUCCCAAAAAGAGACUUACACGUAUAUAUUUACAUAUAAAAAGUAAUUUAUAUUUUGGAAAUUUGUGUUCGUGUUUAAUUAAAAAAAUAAAGUUAAAAACAAACCGAAACGAUGAGCAACAUUGUGAAGCAAAGUUGUCGCUUGUGCCAAACGGCUGGCAAGCAAAUAAAUUUUUUUCCAAAUCCUUGGAAAACUGCCGCUCCAGCCUUCUCGACAUCGUGCGCAUGCAAUCAAACCAAUGCCGCCUAUAAAACGGAAAGCCCUGCUGUGGUAUUCUCAAGGAAAGUGUUUUCUAAAGUCACACUCAAGAAAUUAACCGGUCGUCCACAAAUAACCGAAGAUCCCUGGAAACCAUGGCCAAACAGUGUUAAUCCACAUACUGGCGAAAUUGGCGGUCCAUCUGGACCGGAGCCAACACGUUAUGGCGAUUGGGAAAGAAGAGGACGAGUAUCAGAUUUCUAGUCGUCCGUAGUGUUUUUCCUUUAAGAGUCUAGCUUUUAAGGCUUAGUAAGAUAUAACAAUUUACAGCGAACAAUGCAUAUUGUGUUGGGGCAAUAUUUUUGUACAUACAUAGGUACAUAUAUAAGCGAUUUAGACUGAAUAAGUACUUUAAUUUAUAUAUUUUAAUAAAAAUCAAAAAUUAUUUUAUGUAAAAAAUUGAAGAAAACUUAAA